AUGAGUAUUAUUGAUGUUGUGACGAUUAUUUCUCCACGGAAAGAAGUCCAUAGAUAUGAAGAGGGGGAAAAAAUCCAAGCAAAAUUUCGAGGGACAGUUUACAAAGCUGUUAUAAGCAAUAUAAGUGAAGACAGAAAAUACUUGGAAGAUCUGAGAAAAAAUGACACAUUAAAACAUAGAUUCUGUACAAGUGAAGAUAGAGAAGAAGCGUCAGCACCAACUCAUAAAAAUGUUAGGAUUACACCUAAAAAGGUACCUAAGCCAUCCCCUCCCUCAUCAACACCAAAAAAAGCGUCAGCACCAACUUUUCCUCAAAAUGUAAGAGUUUCACCUAAAAAGAGAGAUAAGAUACCCCCUCCCUCAUCAACAUCAAAAAAAGUGCCGACUUCAACUUCUCAUCAAAAUAAGAGGACUGUAACACCAAAAAAGAUACAGAAUCCAUCCUCGUCCUCAUCAACACCAAACAAAGCGCUGACACCAACUUCUCAUCAAAAUAAGAGGACUGUAACACCAAAAAAGAUACAGAAGCCAUCCUCGUCCUCAUCAACACCAAACAAAUUGCCGACACCAACUUCUCAUCAAAAUAAGAGGACUGUAACACCAAAAAAGAUACAGAAGCCAUCUUCGUCCUCAGCAGCACCAAACAAAGCGCUGACACCAACUUCUCAUCAAAAGAAAAGGACUGUAACACCAAAAAAGAUGGAGAAACCAUCCUCGCCCUCAUCAAAAGCAAAUUCAACAACCAGUAGUAGUAGUUCAGUAACCCCACAGGGAAGUCCAAGUCGCUCGGGUCCUCAACACAAUCAAGCCCUGGUGUUGUCAGUUUUGACAGUUUACUAUCAUCUGAUGCGAAUAAUGACUCUGAGGAUUUCACAAGUUUUCAGAGAGACAUGGAACAGUCAAUGAAAAAGAGCAGGGAGAAGAGGAAAUUGGACAGAUUAUCAAACGAGGUUGAAAGCAUGAAGAAAGAAGUAAAGAAAUUGAAAAAAAGAGUGAAGGAAUUGGAAAAAACUACUACCAGUACUAAUGAAACAGAUCAGUUGAGUGAACAAGAUUUGACAAAAAGACAAUUGAGAAAUAACAUACAAGGUAUGUUCAACGCCUCUCAAGCGGUAAGUUUUCUGUUGAAGCACCUAUUUACAGCCGAUGAAAUAAAGAAUUCAUCCUUGUCUGGGAAGAAAACCGUGAAGUGU
Messenger RNA from Saccostrea cuccullata (small rock oyster), 1193 nucleotides. RefSeq lists its product as uncharacterized. The transcript has 10 exons. The coding region runs from base 1 to 906 and encodes 301 amino acids. Gene Ontology annotation, biological process: nucleosome assembly. The record is from RefSeq and is a predicted model, not a curated record. Gene Ontology annotation, molecular function: DNA binding; structural constituent of chromatin. Gene Ontology annotation, cellular component: nucleosome. Lineage: Eukaryota; Metazoa; Mollusca; Bivalvia; Ostreida; Ostreidae.